UGCUAAUCAGAGGUCAAAGUCUGCACUCAGGCUCGCAGUCAGACCAGAGGGUGUUUUUGUUUUGCUGCUCCUUCCUCUGAAAUCUUGUUAACAACACAUCUCCUUGUGGCGGAUACCUGCUUCUGGAUUCUGAUUUACCAUCAUGUUACUGCGGACAGUGGUUCUUCUUGUCUGCGUGUCUUUGGGCACGUGUGCCACUCUGGGAUACUACCACAAUGGAGAAAAAGAAGAGGCUGUUGUUAUUGAUGCGGGUGGUGCAGCUGAUCCACAAGUUGAACCUAACGUUAAAACACGUCCAGUGGAAAACCAGGGAGCGGCCCAACCUGAGGUGGAGCUCCACACGGCAGGUCUGGAGACAGGAAGUGCCAAGUUGUAUUUGGAAGCUGUCACCAAGGAGGAAACCCCUGCCGGGGAGGAGGCCAAUGAGAUCAGGCCAGUUCAGACCAGCAGGUCUCCAAGCAAACCUGAAGAAGAAACCAGCGGCUGGAGCCUGAAUUCAAUACGGAACAGUUUUCAGACGGUACACGGAUACUUUGAUUCCCUUGUGGAGCUGGUUGGGGGGCGUGAUGGCGUAUGUCAGUACCGCUGCAGAUAUGGUGAGCAUCCGCAACCUCGGCCAGGUUACCAGCUCCAAGAGCCCAAUGGCUGCAGUUCUUCGUUGGUGGGAUUCCAGGUGAAUGCUGCUCUCGACAUGGGAAUCCCAGCUAUGACAAAGUGCUGCAACCAGCUUGACAUUUGCUAUGACACUUGUGGCGUGAACAAGUACGACUGCGACGCCAAGUUCCGCUCUUGUCUGCACGACAUCUGCUCUGACCUCAAAAAGAGCCUGGGGUUUGUGUCAAAAGUACAAGCUUGUGGAUCAAUGGCAGAUGCGCUCUACAACACAGUGUGGACCCUUGGUUGCAGACCUUACAUGAACAGCCAGAGGGCAGCGUGCAUCUGCGAGGGAGAGGAGAGGGAUGAACUGUGACAGAAUGACAACUCCUCAGAUGUUGGUUUAUCUCAUAAGAGCCAGGAAUUUAAAAGAUGCAAAUGGAGAACUUAAGAGGGCAGUUUCACAGAUUUAUUAAUGUACUUGCAAGUAUUACAGGUUCAAAUAUGGCUUUGAGAAUUUUAAUUAUUUGCUCAUGCAAAUUUACCUCUCAGUACUCCUCAUUUGGGUCAAAUUUGAGCCUUUAUGACUCCAUUACCAUAAAUCACUUAAUGACUCCACACGAACGUGUCUAUGAUAGGAAGAUGAAGGGGAUACGGUGGUCUGAUUAAUUUCAUUCAACGAGAGAGAUGCAAGAUAAUUACAGAGGUGAACACGGAUCAUCACGUUCUGCUGUUUAACAUUUAUUAUUAAACUCACUAAAGCUGUUGUGUAGGUCUUUUCAGGUGAGUUUCUGUGGAGAGAUUAUGAAAUAAAUUAUAUCUCACCUGUUGUAGAUAGUUCUUUUGAAACCAUCAUAAAAUGGAUUGCUGCCAUCUUGGAAUUGCUUUAUUCUCAAAAAUGUCAUAAACUUAAACUUUUUAUUGAAUAAAUUAUUAUUUAUAUAUACAUGGAGAAGUGAUCAGCAGGAUGAGAAACAGCUGAGUGAUUUUCAGAAGAGGCAGGCGUGCAAUGGUGGUGAAUAACUGGGGAGCAUUGGGGACGGCAUUAAUCCAGAUUAUAGCUGGCCCCACUCAGGCUCCACUCUAAAAAACAAAAUGCUGAAUUAACAAUCAAGUUAUGUAAUUUGUUCCACCAAACUUAAUUGCUUAACACCCCCCCCCCCCCCCAUUGUCUUUAUGGGUGACCCCGUGCGGGAAGUUGACCAUUGAGCAUGAUUGCUGGGGUGAGGUGGUGCUCACUCCUCACCCCUGCCACAUGAACCCGAGGGAUAAACCAUCAACACUGCUCAAUGAUCAACUUUCCACGCGGGGUCACACCCAUUAGGACAGUGGGAGGGAUAAAUGUAAAAUAUAUAUGUUAAAAGUAAAUUACUCUUUAUAAUUAAGCAGCUAGGUUUAGUAGAACCACUUGACAUAACUUGGUUAAGUUAAAUGUUAGAGUGUAGGCAUCAUCUCCAUCUGCUUCUCCAAACUGAAGUUAUUCAAAUAGCUAUCUGCAACAGGUAAGAUAAUUAUUCCACAAAACAUUUAACUAUGCCUUUAUGUCAUUACCUAUCCAUGUAACGUCUAUUACAAUGUUGAUGUUUAAUGUAAGUUGUCUGGCAUUUACAUUAGACUUUUUAUUAGAGCAUUGUUUAUUUCCUGCUAAAAUGGCACAAUUUCCUCUAGAUUGAUCAAUAAAUUAUGCAGUGUUUAAGUCAGAGUCGUGGAUUUAAAUGUGUCUAUAGAUGGACAUUUACAAAUCUAUGAAGAGUGUGACUCAAAUGAGCGUCAACCCGGCUCAGGUUGUUGAGAAUAAACCGUAGCUCCUCUCAGAGGUUUCUAAUGGAAAAGUGAGUCACUUUAGUGUCAGUAAAUAGAGCUGAGACACACAAACCCAGGUGACUUCAUCAUCACCAGAAGUGUAUAUGUGUGUAUGUGUGGGACUUUAAAGGGACAGUGCAAUAGAUGUUUCUUUUCGUUUGCAUCCAAAUAAAACAAAUUAUGGGUCUA
This is a messenger RNA of Nothobranchius furzeri (turquoise killifish), 2586 nucleotides long. RefSeq names its product phospholipase A2, group XIIB (gene pla2g12b). Gene Ontology annotation, molecular function: calcium ion binding; A2-type glycerophospholipase activity. The record is from RefSeq and is a predicted model, not a curated record. Gene Ontology annotation, cellular component: extracellular region. Gene Ontology annotation, biological process: lipid catabolic process; arachidonate secretion; triglyceride homeostasis. Lineage: Eukaryota; Metazoa; Chordata; Actinopteri; Cyprinodontiformes; Nothobranchiidae.